UCUGCCUACGGAAGCCGGGACGCCGGCCGCGUUUCUGUGGUUUCCUACAACUGCAACCUGGCGGUGGUGCUGGAAUGUGGUGGGCUUUGGGGACCUGACGCUCAGUGAGUUGGUCUCAGAUCAGCCUUUUCGGCAAAAAAGUGGCCGCACGGCGAACUGAUUGGUCAAAAGAAUGGAUUUCACAGAGGCUUACUCGGACACGUGCUCUACAGUUGGACUUGCUGCCAGGGAAGGCAAUGUUAAAAUCUUAAGGAAACUGCUCAAAAAGGGCCGUAGCAUUGAUGUUGCUGAUAACAGGGGAUGGAUGCCCAUUCAUGAAGCAGCUUAUCACAACUCUGUAGAAUGUUUGCGGAUGUUAAUUCAUGCAGAUUCUUCUGAAAACUACAUUAAGACAAAGACAUUUGAGGGCUUCUGUGCAUUACAUCUCGCUGCAAGUCAAGGACAUUGGAAGAUUGCACAGAUUCUUUUAGAAGCUGGGGCAGAUCCAAAUGCAACUACUUUAGAAGAAACCACGCCAUUGUUUUUAGCUGUUGAAAAUGGACAGAUAGAUGUGUUAAGGCUGUUACUUCGACACGGAGCAAACGUUAAUGGAUCCCAUUCUAUGUGUGGAUGGAACUCCUUGCACCAGGCUUCUUUCCAGGAAAAUGCUGAGAUCAUAAAAUUGCUUCUUAAAAAAGGAGCAAACAAGGAAUGCCAGGAUGACUUUGGAAUCACGCCUUUAUUUGUGGCUGCUCAGUAUGGCAAGCUAGAAAGCUUGAACAUACUUAUUUCAUCAGGAGCAAAUGUUAAUUGUCAAGCCUUGGACAAAGCUACUCCCUUGUUCAUUGCUGCUCAAGAGGGUCACACAAAAUGUGUAGAACUUUUGCUGUCCAGUGGAGCAGAUCCUGAUCUUUACUGUAAUGAGGACAACUGGCAGUUACCUAUUCAUGCAGCUGCACAAAUGGGCCAUGCAAAAAUCUUGGACUUGUUAAUACCACUUACUAACCGGGUCUGUGACACUGGACUGGACAAAGUGAGCCCUGUUUACUCUGCAGUGUUUGGAGGACAUGAAGAGUGCCUGGAAAUAUUACUCCAGAAUGGCUACAGCCCAGAUGCCCAGAUGUGCCUAGUCUUUGGAUUUAGUUCUCCCAUGUGCAUGGCUUUCCAAAAGGACUGUGAGUUCUUUGGAAUUGUGAAUAUUCUUUUGAAAUAUGGAGCCCAGCUAAAUGAACUUCAUUUGGCAUACUGCCUGAAGUAUGAGAAGUUUUCAGUAUUUCGCUACUUUUUGAAGAAAGGUUGCCCGUUGGCACCAUGGAACCAUAUAUCUGAAUUUAUAAAUCAUGCAGUUAACGCACAGAUAAAAUAUAAGGAAUGGUUGCCACAUCUCCUACUUGCUGGAUUUGACCCAUUGACUCUACUGUGCAGUUCUUGGAUUGACUCAGUCAGUGAUGACAUUCUCAUCUUCACUUUGGAAUUUACUAAUUGGAAGAAACUUCCUCCAACUGUUGAAAAGAAGCUCUCCGAUCGUGCCUCAAACUCCUCUUGGUCUCUACAGCAAAGGAUUGCUGCUGUUCCGUCCCUAACACAUCUUUGUCGUUUGAAAAUUCGGUCCAGCCUAAAGCCAGAGCACUUACGAUCUGACAGUUUUAUCCAGCAGCUGCCACUUCCCAGAAGCCUGCAGAGUUAUUUGCUCUAUGAAGAGGUUCUGAGGAUGAAUGAGAUUCUGGCUGGAACCACUCAUGAUGGAGAAGUGAGUGGGAGCAACUUAGCACAGCUCAUGGGAAGCCAUCAAGACAAAAGAACUGUGGAAUGCAAAAGUAUUUAUGAUUUAUAGGCACAAAAGAUGAUUUUUGUUUGUAUGGUUGGUAGGUUUUGGGGCAGUAGUAAAUGUGAAUGUUCACAAAUGGGCUUAGUAAAAACACAUAGUGAACAUCACUGAUGCUACUUUAUUGCAGUUCAUCACCAGUGCACUUUGUGUUGUAAUAUUUGUUUACCUGACCAUUUUCUGCUUUAUUCUGAUAAUGAACUGUGAUGCUGCUUCUAGUGCUAGACAUGGCUUAUUUCUACCUAUGAUUCAUGUUUACCUGGUGCUAGGAGCUAAGAAUGGAAUGCAUAACACUUCACUGGAAGUAUAUACAACUGUGGUGUUGAAUCUAUUGUUGUUGUUGUAAUUAUCUUAGUUGGGCCUGAAUAUCUCAUAUGUUUAUUAAAGUUUUUCUAUCUUG
Messenger RNA from Sciurus carolinensis (gray squirrel), 2204 nucleotides. It is a transcript of the gene Asb3, whose product is annotated as ankyrin repeat and SOCS box containing 3. Gene Ontology annotation, cellular component: cytoplasm. NCBI's taxonomy places the organism in Eukaryota, Metazoa, Chordata, Mammalia, Rodentia, Sciuridae. The record is from RefSeq and is a predicted model, not a curated record. Gene Ontology annotation, biological process: intracellular signal transduction. Gene Ontology annotation, molecular function: protein binding.